GGUCCCCUUUCUCAUCACUCUCUCCACCACCUAAUCCUCUCUCUCUUUCUUCUCCCCUCAACUCUCUCCAGAUUUUAAGAAACCCCUUAAAAUCCUCUCUCUGUCUCUUUCUGUGUUGUCUGUUUUCUUGUUUUCUUCUCUCUCUCUUUCUUUGUCUCCUUUCCAUUUUGCACUCUCAGGUUGUUUUCUUUAGUUCUUCACUUGUAAAAGUCUCUUUUGGCUUUUGUUUUGGAAUUUCUUUACGACUCUUUCUUAGUGGGUUUGUUGUUGCUGUUGUUGUGCUCUCUAAAAUGAUUACUGAGCUUGAGAUGGGGAAAGCUGAAAGUGAGCUAGAACUGGGUUUAGGGCUCAGUCUUGGCGGUGGAACGGCGGCCAAGAUUGGUAAACCAGGCGGCGGCGGCGCGUGGGGAGAGCGUGGGAGACUCUUGACAGCAAAAGAUUUUCCUUCUGUUGGCUCUAAACGAGCUGCUGACUCUGCUUCUCACGCUGGUGCAUCUCCUCCUCGCUCAAGCAGUCAAGUUGUGGGAUGGCCACCUAUUGGAUCUCACAGGAUGAACAGUUUAGCUGCAAAGUCGGCUAGGGAAGAAGAGGAAGCUGGUAAGAAGAAAGUAGAUGAUGAUGAGCCUAAAGACGUGGCCAAGAAAGUGCAAGUCGGGUUUAUUAAGGUGAACAUGGAUGGAGUUGCUAUAGGAAGGAAAGUGGACUUGAAUGCUCAUUCCUCUUACGAGAAUCUGGCGCAGACACUGGAAGAUAUGUUCUUUCGCUCUAAACCGGGUACUAUCGGGUUAACGGGCCAGUUCACCAAACCGUUGAGGCUUUUAGAUGGAUCUUCUGAGUUUGUACUUACUUAUGAAGACAAGGAAGGAGACUGGAUGCUUGUUGGUGAUGUCCCAUGGAGAAUGUUUACCACCUCGGUGAAAAGGCUUAGGGUGAUGAAAACCUCUGAAGCUAAUGGACUUGCUGCAAGGCAUCAAGAACCGAACGAGAGACAAAGAAAGCAACCGGUUUAGCUCUCUGUUCGACAUUACGUUGUUACAGGUUUUAUUUUGUGGGGUUUUUGAAGCAAGCAUAAGGAAGAACACAGAAGCUAGAUUGAUCCUAUCAAGUUUGUUUAUGUUUCUUGGUUCUUCUAAUGGUUUUUUUUUCUAGUUUUUUCUUUAGUUUUUUUCUUUCUUAUCUUUGGUUGCUGUCUUUUUAUUUUACUGUUUGUGAUUUCAUCAUAUACUAUGGAAGAGAAUGCUCUUUAUUUCUUUUACCACACUGUAAAUAUUUGAAGCUUAUCUAGUCUCGUUUUAAGGGUUUUGUAACAAAA
Raphanus sativus (radish) is the source of this 1312-nucleotide messenger RNA. Its product is annotated as auxin-responsive protein IAA13. The record is from RefSeq and is a predicted model, not a curated record. Gene Ontology annotation, biological process: regulation of DNA-templated transcription. The transcript is spliced from 4 exons. The coding region runs from base 291 to 1010 and encodes 239 amino acids. Gene Ontology annotation, cellular component: nucleus. Gene Ontology annotation, molecular function: protein binding. Lineage: Eukaryota; Viridiplantae; Streptophyta; Magnoliopsida; Brassicales; Brassicaceae.